CUUUUGGAUUGGUUGAGUACAAGGUCUUUCCGUCGUGUCUGCCAGGGAGGUUCUCUGCUGUUUGUGUCUCACAACACGUCCAGCUCCUCGCUCAUCCACACAGGUUUUCCUUCUUGUUGUGAGGUAGACUGGUGUGGGCAGCAUGGGCCGUGGAGUGGAGAUGACAGGCUGUGGCAAGUUUGUCCGCUUCCUCAUGUUCGCUAUCAACUUUAUUAUUUGGGUAUCGAGCAUAGUAAUAUUAGUGUUAGGAAUAUGGACAGUUGCGGACCGACCAUACUUAGAGCGGCUGCUGGGAAGUGAAAUGUACAUGACAGCUGCUUAUAUUCUUAUUGGCACUGGCUGUGUCACAUUCUUCGUCUCUUUUCUUGGGUGCUUUGGUGCCCUCAGAGAAGUUAAAUGUAUGCUGCUCACUUAUUUUAUUGUUGUUCUGCUGCUCUUCAUAAUCCUCCUGAUUGGUGGCAUCCUUGGCUACGUUUUUAAGGACAAAGCUAGGAUCAACAUGAACCAUGCAAUGUUGAAUGCCAUGAAAGAGUACAAGAUUGAUUCUGAUUCUCCAUACACCAAAGCUUGGGAUGAAACUCAACAAGCAAUGAAAUGCUGUGCCAUAGCACAUCAAGAGGAAUGGCCAACAAAUAACAAGGAAUUUUCAAUGUCUAAUCUCCACGUUCCAAAAUCGUGCUGUAAAAAAGAUGACACUUCAGGAGAGAUGCUGGACUGUCAGAGAAAUCCCACAAAGGAAAAUUCUUACACUGAAGGCUGCUUCUCCAAAGCGAUCAGUUUUGUGGAAAAUCAUGCGCUUAUUAUUGGAGUUGUUGGUAUUGCAGUUGCAGUCAUCACGGUUCUUGGACUCGUAUUGUCAAUUGUUCUGUUCAAGAUGAUAGACUGAGCUUCAAAUGCUACACUGUUGGUGUUGAAGAGCCUUGCAAAAUGUACUGUGCACCAUGUUUUCAGUUACUAGUCAGUUGAGAAGUAUUAAAAAAAAAAAAAAAUCCUUUGCUUCUCAGUGUGAGGGAACCUUCUACACAGCCAUGCAACUCGUCACAGCUGUAAGGAAGAAACUUGUAUCUCUUGGCUUAAGUUGGUCAAGCGUGUCUAGUAAUGGUCUUAUGAAAGACUUGCUGUUCACAAGUAAAGUUGAAAACCUCCCAUAAAAUACUUAUCUCCGAUUUAUACAAGGGGAUCAUGAAAGUUCUCGGUGCUGAAUAAUCUACUCGAUAGAUGAUAUUCUAAAGUUAGGUUUAUAGAAAUUUUAAUUUAAAUUAUUUUUAUAACUACAGUUUUCAGAAAAAUAAGGAUUGAUAACUACAGCAUUUUGACUGAACACCAUAGGACAGUGUUUUUUUUUUUUUUAUAGCCAGAAGGAAGAUAUUGGAAAUAUAGCAACAAUUCUGUGUAAUAUGCUUUGCCAAUUUUAGGUACUGUAUGAUUUUUAAAGUACAGCAAUACUGUAAUGAAAGUUUUCAUAUUAAGUCAUAAUUUGGAAAAUAACAAACUUCAGUUGAUUGCAACAUCAGAUAACUUCUUUGCAGGGGAAAUAACUGGUAAAUGUUUAUUGCCAUAAAGUUGCUUGUACUGCAAGUGUAGCUGUACCCAUUAUAUAAAAUACUGUAUGUACAUUGUGCACUAUGUACUUAAUGUGUGUAGUAUUGAUUUAGAAUGGGGAUGGGGGGGGAUUAUCUGGAGUUUAUCUGGAGAGAGUUCCGGGGGUCAACGCCCCCGCGGCCCGGUCUGUGACCAGGCCUCCUUAGGUCAGUGUCCCAGGAUGCGACCCACACCAGUCGACUAACACCCAGGUACCCAUUUUACUGAUGGGGAACAUAGACAACAGGUGGAAGGAAACACGUCCAAUGUUUCUACUCUGGCUGGGAAUCGAACCCAGGCCCUCACCGUGUGAAGCGAGAGCGUUAACCACCAGGCCACCAGAGUGGAGAAAUUUUAAUACAGCAGAUAAAAUCGAUGCUAUAAGAUGCAACAACCUGGCAGUCUCCAGUUUUGCUAGUGUGAAACUAUAUAAUCUUUCUUUAAUUUAUAUUCCACUUAGCCAUCUUAAAUUGUUUUAGAAAAGUUUAGCACUGUAUGAAUGUAAUUGUCAAUAUCAAGUUUAGAUAAUUUCAUUCAUUUGGUGAUCCUGUAUUGAAAAAUACCAAAAUUGCAUAUACUAGAGGAAAUUGUAAUUUUUUUAUUGUAAUAAAAAAAUUUGUACACAUCACUGCAGUAAUAAGAUUAAAUAUUGCCCUUAACAUCCAUUGAGCAAAUUUAAAUUUUUUACUCUUUUUGAUAUCUAUACAAUGUGAAAUAAAUGUUAAAAGAA
Molecule: messenger RNA, 2311 nt
Organism: Cherax quadricarinatus
Lineage: Eukaryota; Metazoa; Arthropoda; Malacostraca; Decapoda; Parastacidae
Gene: Tsp74F
Product: Tetraspanin 74F
Cellular component (GO): plasma membrane
Source: RefSeq, a predicted model, not a curated record